Messenger RNA from Cuscuta campestris, 1729 nucleotides. NCBI's taxonomy places the organism in Eukaryota, Viridiplantae, Streptophyta, Magnoliopsida, Solanales, Convolvulaceae. The record is from the annotation of a GenBank genome assembly.
CUCUGCACACACGAAGGAAGAACUAGCUUGUAUGUGGCUGCCAUUCAAUCAUUUGGGCUGGACAAAUCCCAGGAAGAAGCUGUUAUGAGCUGCGUGAAAGCUAGACAAUGCUAUCACAGAAACACUGUGAGUCUUAUAUGGGGUCCACCAGGGACGGGGAAGACAAAGACCGUUGCGUCCUUGUUAUCUGUCCUCCUCCAGAUGAAAUGCAGAACCUUGACCUGUACCCCCACAAAUGUUGCCGUUAUAGGGGUCGCAAAGCGGCUUUUGGAACUGACAAGGGGCGGUCUCAGUUAUGGUCUGGGAGACAUUGUUGUGUUCGGUAACAAGGAAAGGAUGAAGGUCGACGAUGACAGCAAUCUUCAGGACGUGUUCUUAGACUAUCGUGUUGGUGCUCUUGAAAGGUGUUUGUCACCAUUUGUUGGGUGGCAAACAAGCUUGAAUUGGAUGAUCAGUUUGCUAGAAGAACCCGAAGUGGAAUAUCGGAGUGCGGAUCCUAAACUCAUGGAAAUCAAGAAAAAGGCUAAAGAUGAGUCUUCUCAGGAGAAAGUAGCAGAGGAUGAAGUAAAAAUUUGGACAUUUGAAGAACUCAUUCUGAACAAGUAUAAAUCCUUAAAGGAGUCAUUGAGCUUUUGUAUGAAAACAUUGUACACUCAUUUGCCUACAUCUUACAUCCCGUUGAAUGUGGCCAAGAAGAUGCUUGGAGUUGUAGGGUCGGUGCCAAUAGAGCUGUUGGUGAUAGACGAAGCUGCACAACUAAAAGAAUGUGAAUCCACUAUCCCAUUGCAGCUUCCGGGUCUUCGGCAUGCUAUCCUCAUAGGGGAUGAGAAGCAACUGCCAGCUAUGGUUCAAAGCAAGAUUUGUGCGAAGGCUGAAUUUGGAAGGAGCCUUUUUGAGAGGCUGGUUAAGUUGGGACACAAGAAGCAUCUCCUUAAUGUUCAAUACAGAAUGCACCCCUCAAUAAGUCUGUUCCCGAAUAAGCAGUUUUAUGACAAGAGAGUGAAGGAUGGGCCUAAUGUCACAAAAGAAGGAUACGAGAGGCGAUUUCUGAAAGGAGAAAUGUUUGGGCCUUUUUCUUUCAUUGACAUAAGUGGAGGAAGAGAGGAGCAAGAUGCCAAACAUAGUAGUAAAAACAUGACAGAAGUAGCCGCAGUUGCUGAGAUUGUGGCAAUGCUCCAUAGAGAAUUUCAAGCUACAAAGCAGAAAGUUCAAAUUGGCUGCAUAUCACCAUACAAGGCUCAAGUUUAUGCCAUUCAAGAGAAGCUGGGCAACAACUACAGCACGGAUGUUGGCAGUGGCUUCUGUGUGAAUGUGCGUUCAGUAGAUGGAUUCCAAGGCGGCGAGGAAGAUGUCAUCAUCAUAUCCACAGUGAGGUCUAAUGGGAAGGGAGCCGUAGGCUUUUUGUCCAACUUUCAGCGUACCAACGUUGUGCUGACUCGAGCCAGGUAUUGCCUUUGGGUAUUGGGAAAUAGCGCUACCUUGAUCAAUAGUGGUUCGGUUUGGAGGGACUUAGUGGUAGAUUCCAAGGCCCGGGGUUGUUACUACGAUGCUUGCACUGACACGAACUUGAAGAAAGCCAUUGUAGAUGCAUCAUAUGAUCUUGCAACCAAGUUUUCAUCAAUGAGGCUGAGUGAUAGGUGAUUGAUCUAUUCCUUGGCAUUAUUGUAUUAUAUCAAGUUAUUAUAUUUUCUUUAUACUUGUUCAUUUCUAAUGAAAAGAAAACCAUAUU